This is a messenger RNA of Lichtheimia ornata, 540 nucleotides long. RefSeq lists its product as uncharacterized. Gene Ontology annotation, biological process: ribosomal large subunit assembly. The transcript is spliced from 4 exons. Gene Ontology annotation, cellular component: preribosome, large subunit precursor. The coding region runs from base 1 to 540 and encodes 179 amino acids. The record is from RefSeq and is a predicted model, not a curated record. NCBI's taxonomy places the organism in Eukaryota, Fungi, Mucoromycota, Mucoromycetes, Mucorales, Lichtheimiaceae.
AUGGCAAAGGCAGGCAGAAAACGACAACAAAAAAAUGCACCAGCACACAGCAACAAGAAACCCAAACGCGUUCCAGAGGAUGACAAUGCUACAGAGCCUGAUCGCGAGAUCGAGGACAAUCAAGACCAUGAGUUAGAGGUGGAAGCUUUACUCGAUGACUUUGAGCAACAAGUCAAGUCAUCAGCACUUGAGGAGGCUAUUCGAGAAAUGAAAGAAGGAUCAGCAAGUGAUAGUGACAGCACGGACAAUGAAGAAGAAGACGAGAAUGAAGCCAUGAGCGAGGAUGAGAGACCAGCAGAUGAUGGCAAUAUGGAUGUUGAUGAUGAAGAACGGAUACCAGAUACCAAAUCAGAAGACAAACCAUCCACCUUCAGAGAUCGAUACAUGGGCAAAGUAACUCAGGCUUUUAGCACAGACCUCGACAAGAUUCGGCAGGAACCGAACUUUGAUGCGUCACAAUUGACGUUGUUGAUUGAUUCAUUAGAAGCAGGCAUUGAUAUCUUUUCAGACUUGGAGAAGGAGAUUGUCAUGCGGCAAUAG